Alternaria atra is the source of this 582-nucleotide messenger RNA. RefSeq lists its product as uncharacterized. Bases 1 to 582 code for a protein of 193 amino acids. Gene Ontology annotation, molecular function: GTP binding; GTPase activity. The record is from RefSeq and is a predicted model, not a curated record. Lineage: Eukaryota; Fungi; Ascomycota; Dothideomycetes; Pleosporales; Pleosporaceae. Gene Ontology annotation, biological process: small GTPase-mediated signal transduction. The transcript is spliced from 5 exons.
AUGGCCGAGAUUCGACGAAAGCUCGUUAUUGUCGGUGACGGCGCCUGUGGAAAGACCUGUCUGCUCAUCGUCUUCUCCAAGGGCACCUUCCCCGAGGUCUACGUCCCCACCGUUUUCGAGAACUAUGUCGCCGACGUCGAGGUUGACGGCAAGCACGUCGAGCUCGCCCUCUGGGAUACCGCUGGCCAGGAAGAUUACGACCGUCUCCGCCCUCUCUCCUACCCCGAUUCGCACGUUAUCUUGAUUUGCUUCGCCAUCGACUCGCCCGAUUCGCUUGACAAUGUCCAGGAGAAGUGGAUCUCCGAGGUUCUGCACUUCUGCCAGGGCCUUCCCAUCAUCCUCGUUGGAUGCAAGAAGGAUCUGCGCUUCGACCAGAAGACUAUUGAGGAGCUACACAAGACCUCGCAGAAGCCCGUGACACCCGAGCAGGCCGAGGAUGUGCGCAAGAAGAUUGGUGCUCAGAAGUACCUCGAGUGCUCGGCCAAGACGAACGAGGGCGUCCGAGAAGUAUUCGAGCACGCCACCCGGGCUGCUCUGUUGACCCGGAAAGAGAAGAAGACCAAGAAGUGCUUGAUCUUGUAA